GGAGAGGAGACUCCCUCGUCGUCGUUGGGUGACGGUGGCACAGAUGGGCGCGACGCUCCGCAGCUGAGCCACGGAUCCAGCUGCACGGUCCCCGCGCUCCACAGCUGGAAAGGACGCAAUCCUGCGAAUGACACUUCACCACCACUGCUGAAGAGACACUCAUUGUUUCCUGUGCUCCUCCCGUCUGUGGCAGCCGGCACCAUGCUCCCCCGUAACCUGCGAACAGGUGGUUAUGACCUGCCGGGGGUGGAGUCCAGCGACGUGCCUCUCAUUGGCUACCGGCCUUUACCGCCUGACCAUGGCACCCCGAGCCACCAAUCAGGGAGGGGGGGCGGCAGCGAUGAACUGGAUACUUCCCAAGCAGAGCCCUCACCGAUGAAGACGACCUGGUACUGUCCUCUCGACCUGUCCACUGUGUUGGAGGAAGAGGAGGAUGGAGUCAUCUACACCGUGGUGGUCAAGCAGCAGCAUGUCGGCCCCACCAGUCCAGUGUCACGGGUGUCUCGCUCCCAGUGUGUGAAAGCAGGAACAGAGGAGAAGCUGGUGCUCCACCUCCUCCACUCCUUCUCUUUGGGAGACUCGUCCUUCAUCACCAUCUUCCUCUCCACCUAUCGCUCCUUCACCUCCACGGAGAGAGUGCUGGACAUCCUCAGUGACAGAUUGGAGAAUCCACCAGGGGACAGCGAGAGGAGCCACAUGAGACAGGCUUUCAACAAGGCGGUGUGCACUGUGUUCAGAACAUGGCUGACGGAGUUUCCUGAGGACUUCAAGAGUUUGAAGGAGCCCUCUCGUCUGCUGCGUCUGGCUCCCCUGCUCCCUCAGGACUCCUCCUCUGCGGCCGACCUCCGCGCUUGCCUCCUCAGGAUCGCAGAGGAGCUCAGCGAGAAAGCCCUGCUCCCCGACACCCACAGAGAUCAGAGCGGUUUCCCCAGCUCUCCUCCUGACGCCUCGAAGUUUGAACCCACCAGCAUCCUGGGAUUUCCUGCCCCGCUCAUCGCUGAGCAGCUCACCAGGACCGAGUCGGAGCUGUUUGUCCGUCUGGUGCCGUACCACUGCCUCGGCUCGCUGUGGUCUCAGAGGGACAAGAAGGGGAGGGAGGGCGUCUGCUGGUCCGUCCGGGCCACGGUGCGGCAGUUCAACAAGUUGGCCAACGCCGUUUUAGCGUCGUGCCUCUGCGCGACGAUGCUGCGCAGCCAGCAGAGAGCGCGGCUGCUGGAGAAAUGGAUCAGCGUGGCAGAGGAGUGCCGAGGCAGAAAGAACUUCUCCUCGCUGUACGCCAUCGUGUCCGCUCUGCAGAGUAACCCCAUCCACCGGCUGAGGAAGACGUGGCAGGACACCGACAGGGAGGUGGUGAGGAGAUACGAGGAACUGUCGGAAAUAUUCUCCGAGAAGGACAACUACUCCCAGAGUCGAGAGCUCCUGAAGGAGGAGGGAACCUCAAAGUUUGCCAACACGGACAACAGGCUGAACAACAGACAUUUUAAUAAGUCCACCGCCCAGGGCACCGUGCCCUACCUGGGCAUCUUCCUCACAGACCUCACCAUGCUGGACACCGCGGUCAAAGACAGGCUCGACAACGGCUACAUCAACUUUGACAAAAGGAGAAGGGAAUUUGAGGUUUUGGCUCAAAUCCGCCUCCUGCAGUCUUCCUGCAAAAACUGUGUGUUCAGCACGGACGAGUCCUUCAUGCACUGGUAUCACAGUGUCCCCACACUAAACGAGGAGGAGUGUUACAGACUGUCCAAUGAAAUCGAAGCACCCGGCGAGCCGAGCCCUCGCGGCCCCACUCCGACAGUCAUCAUCACACAGUGUCCAGACCUGAGCAGCUCGCGGACGAGUCUGGCGGGCGACAGCGACAGCCUCUUUGACUUCCCCUCGCCCGUCAAUAACCUGCUAUCAAAACUCACAAAGCACAUGAGAUCUCCAUCUGUGUCCUGUCUGGAUGUGGAAACGUCCCCUUCCACCGCCGAGUCCACCCCCGACACCCUGACUCCAUCCACGCCCACAAAGUCCCACCGCCGAUCGGCCUCCUGCGGCAACAACCCCCCCAACAACGUGCAAGGGUCCGGGCCAGACAUGCGGAUCAUCAGGAUAGGGAUGGACCUGCACGAUGGAAACAUGUACCGAAGCAUUCUGGUUACGAGCAACGACAAGACCCCCACUGUGGUUAGCUCUGCCUUAGAGAAGCACAAUCAGGACCCCAAACAGACGUCCAAGUACGAGCUGAUCCAGCUCCUGCCCGACGCAAAAGAACUGGUCAUCCCCGCCACAGGAAACGUCUUCUACGCCAUGACAUCAUCCAGCGUCGACUUCCUGUUGAGGAGGAAAGGCGGGAACACUCCUCUUGGCUCGCAUCCGAUCAGCACCGAGACGAGCGCCACGUUUCCUCGAAUCAAGGCCAAGGGGAGGAGGCUGGUCAGGACUCUGUUUUGACGUCAGAUCUUUGUCCACGGUGAACUUUUCACUUGUCGCCCCCUGAUAAACACACGGGGGGGGGGGGUGGAUCUCUCAAUAACGUGGCCUUCUCUGUGCAAACACAAAAAGCUACACAUGCCUUUAUCCCAUGCUCCUCGGACGCCUCUUCUACCAAAGCACAGAGACCAAGUUCCUCAGACAUUUCCGAGCCGCCUGCUGCUCGUCUGUCGAGUCUUUCUUCUUUCCAAACAUUAUGCAUUGCUGAUUCACAUCCAGAGGAAGAGCGGCGGAGGCCUUUAAGUGAGUGCUCUUGGUGCUGGCUCUGGACUCCCAGUCAGGUAGCACUUAAAGCAUUUUUUUCUUCUUUGCUCAUUCCAACUCAAUGAAUAAGAUCUAUUCUAAUUAACACCAAGAAAUCCCUGGUUGUUGUCUGCCUCCGCUGUGAGGGAUGCUUCCCAACGUUAGAGGAAGAGUUAAUUGGUCUUCCUGCGAUCACCCAUGAGGCCGUCGAAGGAUUUAAGACUGUUUUAUUUGGGGAGGAAAAAUUAUAAUGAAAUCCUAACACGCAGAACUCGUCAGAUCUGGUUCUGGGAAGCAGCACGAAUACAGGAAGACGCACGAAUGGAAAACAGAUGUAAUGUUAAUGCAUCUCUGUAGCAAAGCACUGGAGGUUGUCAUAGGAGACACACAUAUAUAUGUUUUGUAUAUAUUUAUAUAUUUUGUACGUCUGUGUGAUGUCGACGUUGUGUUUACACUGGCAAGAAGCUCGAUAUGUCCAAAAACUGUCAAGUCACCAAUUCAUCAAGGAAUCUGUUAUUUAAACUGGUCAGCAAAUCAACACAGUGAGUGAUUGAGCAGAUAUUGAUUUCAGCUUCAAACUUAAAGCAGCAUCGACCUCUGUUUUUCUAUAACACUGAUUAUUUGACUAUUGAUAUUGUGAAGCUCGAAGCUUUUCAAGACUUUCUGUCAGAAUUCACAGGUUGUGUCCGAAAUCCCUCACUGAUCACUACGUAGUGAGUCCGCCAUUUUGUAGUGGUGUCCGAAUGUUUUUUAUACCCUAUUUGGUGCACUCAUUGUUUCCCACAAUGCAUUGUGAAACGUAGAGCACGUUUCACAAUGCAUGAUGGCAAUAUGCAUUGCGCUGGUGGUGGAGAGACGGAAAUUGUCGUAUAAAUGUAAAUAGAACCAGAGCAGCACAGCACAAAGUGUGGGAAAGAAAUUUAUAUCUACAUUUAAAGAGUAUAAUUUAAUGGGGUUUUUUUUACCUUUAAGUAUUAAUACUAAGUGUAAAAUAAAGGUUUAAAAUUUACUGUGAUAUUUUCCACCAGCCGAUGUUGUUGUACGUCAUAAUCCCGCGACAACGGCGAGAUUAUCUGCGCCAAGUAGUGUCCGAAAGUAGGGAAUAGUGAAUGAGUGGGUGAUUUCAGACACAACCAUAGACUCUACACAAAGAUGGCCGACAUGACAACUCCCCAAAAGUGAAGCCAAAAGCUGUCUCUGUGUCGAAGUCUCCUUCAAAUGCGGCAGUGACUGUAACACAGAUAUUUUGGCUCCGUUUGUGGAUAGUGGGAGGAAGUGGAGACACGUCGUCCAUCUUCACAUUCAGUCUAUGCUACGAGACCAAACAAGAGCUAAAAGAAGUUCGGUAUAAGUGUUGGCAGCUGUUAGCCAAAACAAAUUUAAAGGCAAUAAGAUGAUACAUUGAUUAUUUUUGGUAUAUUUCUGCCCCUUAGUGGCCAAACAUUUAAUGGCUGUUACUGCAGCCUAGAAACAACUCGCAGCUCUUUCAAACUUAGUGGCUUCGCUUCCCUGUUGAGGACAAUGAGGGAAAUAAAACUAAAAGAAACCACCGGUUAAACGUUUCGACAGAGCUGAAGCUUGAAUUUGAUUCACGCAGAUUUCCCAGCAGCUCAGCAGGAUCCAUCUUUACUCCUGUUUACGUGCAGCACAACGCCUCAGCUCUUCUUUCAUGUUGUGAGUCAACUUCAGAGCAGGUUUAUAACACUCAACCUCAAACUUUGACACAAGUCUUGUGACCUCUGGUUGUCGCGCUCCCCUGCUCGGUGCCGGUGACGCCUGUUGUACAUCGGCCGAGGCACUAGCACGGCUGGACCAGGGAGAGGAUUCUGGGUAAUAAUAAUGGAUGACGUGUGCUAGCGUUAAUGCUACGCUACUGAUUGUUUUCUGUGCCUUCCUCCACAAGGGUGCUCACCUUUCCCCAUGUUUGCAUUAGAAUGUACGCAGCACAUGCGGCGGACACGCAGUCGCCUCCAGUGCUGCGUCGUCUCACAUCAAAGCUAUUUAUGCACUACAUACAGGAUGUCCUAUUUUUGUGGUAAUAAAUUUACUUUUAUAUGAA
Molecule: messenger RNA, 4774 nt
Organism: Hippoglossus stenolepis (Pacific halibut)
Lineage: Eukaryota; Metazoa; Chordata; Actinopteri; Pleuronectiformes; Pleuronectidae
Gene: rgl2
Product: ral guanine nucleotide dissociation stimulator-like 2
Exons: 20
Coding region: 202-2433 (743 amino acids)
Biological process (GO): Ras protein signal transduction; positive regulation of GTPase activity
Cellular component (GO): plasma membrane
Molecular function (GO): guanyl-nucleotide exchange factor activity
Source: RefSeq, a predicted model, not a curated record